Molecule: messenger RNA, 2299 nt
Organism: Dendroctonus ponderosae (mountain pine beetle)
Lineage: Eukaryota; Metazoa; Arthropoda; Insecta; Coleoptera; Curculionidae
Gene: MAPk-Ak2
Product: MAP kinase-activated protein kinase 2
Exons: 9
Coding region: 182-1261 (359 amino acids)
Biological process (GO): protein autophosphorylation; intracellular signal transduction; peptidyl-serine phosphorylation
Cellular component (GO): nucleus; cytoplasm
Molecular function (GO): calcium/calmodulin-dependent protein kinase activity; calcium-dependent protein serine/threonine kinase activity; ATP binding
Source: RefSeq, a predicted model, not a curated record
CGCAGAUUUAGAAUCUCCUAAUGUGUAAAAUGUCAAACAAGAAUGGAUAAUGAUUUGUUUUGAGCCGAAUACCCUGUGUCAGGUGCCAUUCCUCAAGACUGAAAAGAAGCCAAUUGGUGGAAUAUUUACAUAAAUAUUUAGCUAUCACGGAAACAGGACUACACAAGUUGUGAAAUCAAAUAUGAAUCCUUUAAACUCUGUGAGAAACUUUUCUCCCAAGAAAAACGCUAUCACUGAGGACUACGAAAUAACAAAACAAGUAUUGGGCCUUGGAAUUAGUGGAAAAGUUGUAGAAUGCUUCAACAAAAACACUAAAGAAAAAUUUGCUUUAAAGGUACUGUCUGAAAGUGAGAAGGCCAAAAGGGAAGUCACAUUACAUUGGAGAGCUAGUGGUUGUCGACAUAUUGUUAAUAUCAUUGAUGUUUAUGAAAAUAAAUUGCAGAACAAGAUCUGCCUUUUUGUUGUCAUGGAGUGCAUGGAAGGAGGCGAACUAUUUCAAAGAAUUCAAGACAAGGCGGAAGGAACUGCAUUUACAGAAAGAGAAGCCGCACAAGUCAUGAAUGAAAUCUGCGUGGCUGUAAAAUAUUUACAUGAUCUAGAUAUUGCCCAUAGAGACUUAAAGCCGGAAAACCUUCUAUAUUCCAAAAAAGGUACUUAUGGUGUACUUAAGUUAACUGAUUUUGGAUUCGCCAAAGAGACUAUUAAUAAAGACACCUUACAAACUCCUUGUUACACCCCUUAUUAUGUUGCUCCUGAAGUAUUGGGACCAGAAAAGUAUGACAAAAGCUGUGAUAUUUGGUCUCUAGGUGUCAUUAUGUAUAUUUUAUUGUGUGGAUAUCCGCCAUUUUAUAGCGACCAUGGAUUGGCUAUUUCACCAGGUAUGAAAAAGCGCAUUAGAACCGGCCAGUACAGUUUUCCAGAUCUUGAGUGGCAGAAAGUUAGUGAUGCUGCUAAAAAACUUAUUAAUGGAAUGCUAAACGUCGAUCCUGUUAAGAGAUUGUCAAUCGAUGAUGUUAUACACAACAGCUGGAUUGCGCAAUACACAGCAGUGCCACAAACUCCACUGCAUACUCAUAGAAUGCUAAAAGAAGGAGAGGAAAUGUGGUCCGAAGUACAAGAAGAAAUGACUAGAUCUCUUGCUACAAUGCGCGUUGAUUAUGAUCAAGUUCAAAUGAAACCACUAGAUAAGUCUAAUAAUUCAUUACUAAACAAACGUCGCAAAAAAGUCGCUGGUAUGUCAACAAGUCCCAAAAAAGUUUAGUCAGUUUAAAAGUACAGUUUCAAAACAGAGAUAUAGUGUUGACUUUCUAUGCAUGAAUGUCAGUCAAGAUCACUAUGCUAGUCACUUAUAAUUAUUUGAUUUCAUCACCUAAUUUGUUCUAAGUUAAAUUUUGUGUCAGGGUUAGUAAACGCAUUUCUUAGGUACCAUAUAAAUUUACUUUGUAUAAAUACUUAUUCAAAGUAAGUUUAUACUAUAACAGUGAGUUUAAUUUUAAGAGAAAUUUUAUUUGGCGCUUAUAGAGAAUGUAUUUCAAAGAGAUUUAUACACUUCAAAUCUUUAUACAAAUUUAAAUUAAAAAAGAGACAACAACGCGUUUUGUGACAGACAUUAGGGGACAUUUCUAAUAUAUCUUACAUACAUAUUACAAAUACAAUCAAAUUAUUACGAAUACUACAUUUUAAGUAGUGUCUUGAAUUGCAUUUGUGACCUAAAAACAGUUCGUUCAGUUAAGGGAUGCGAAAAUAUAUACCUUCCGGUAUAUUGAUAUAACAUUUAAAUUCACUUAAUUAUUAAUAUUCUAAUUAGUCAAAUGUAAUCACAUCCCACGUGAAAAUUAAUAAUUAACAACAUAUUUGUCUUACGAUAAUGUUUUAGGUUAUGAUUAUUUUAUUAGUCUUAAACGCAGGUCUAAACUUCGUUUUUUUAUUUUUAAAUGUGCAAUAUUUUAUAACAAACAAAUGUAAAGAGUUGAAUCAUGUGCCUUUAUGAAACACCUCAUAAAAUAUAUUUCAGUUAACUUGGUACAAACGUCAUACCACAGUUCCUAUAAAAAUAGAUCGCAAAAAUCAUUCGAUUCAGUCAUCGAGGUGGUUUCCAUGCUGUUCCAAAUCAGAACGUUGGAAAAUGAAUUUUUAAGGGAUGUAUUUUAUGAUGGUAGGUUUUUGCCUGUAGUAUGUAUUUACACUAAUAUUACAUUUUCAUAUUGAAAUGUAUUAGUUUUAGAAGCUGUAUGUAAGACAUUAAAUGAUAGAAUAUGAUUCGUCAUGUAAGUCUAAACCAAUAAAAUUAUUGAUUACA